Molecule: messenger RNA, 3693 nt
Organism: Clavispora lusitaniae ATCC 42720
Lineage: Eukaryota; Fungi; Ascomycota; Pichiomycetes; Serinales; Metschnikowiaceae
Gene: PHO81
Product: Pho81p
Biological process (GO): lipid metabolic process
Cellular component (GO): nucleus; cytoplasm
Molecular function (GO): protein binding; phosphoric diester hydrolase activity
Source: RefSeq, a predicted model, not a curated record
AUGAAGUUCGGCAAAUAUUUGGCGUCUCGCCAAUUGGAACUUCCCGAAUACUCGGGUCACUUCAUUGACUACAAAGCUCUAAAAAAGCUCAUCAAACAAUUGGGAAUGCCUGCUGAAGGAUACGAUAGCAUAUCUCCAAUGACUCCAGAUCAGGUACAGCAGAAGUUGAAGGAAAACAAGGCGUCGUUUUUUUUCCGUGUUGAGCGAGAGUUGGAUAAGGUCAACUCUUUCUAUUUGGAGAAACAGGCCAACUUGGCCAUCAACUUGGACUUGUUAGUGUUGAAAAAGAACGAGCUUCUAACCAAGAGCUACCAGUUAGCCAAAGAUUUGACAGACCCGUCCACCUUGAACUUCAAAAACUCCAUCUUGUACUUGAACUUGUACCAGAGCUUCAAGAAGAUCCACCAGGACUUGAUUCGCUUGCAGCAGUUCAUCGAGUUGAACGAAGUUGGCUUUCUGAAAGUCAUGAAAAAAUGGGACAAACGGUCCAAAUCCCACACAAAGGAGUCCUUCCUUCAGACGGCUGUCAAUGUCCAGCCCGUUUUCCACAAGAGCGAAAUCAACGAACUAAGUGAUACUGUUACACUGUCCCUUUUCGACUUGGAGUCUAUUGUGGACGGAGACUACUCAGUAUUGAACAAUUAUAAGAAUGCUAGAAGUCCGCCUCAGCCCACGAGAAGCUCGUCUAUUGUCAAAUUGGAGCGUGAGUCCCUUGACCAAGAACAGGAGAAAGAUUUCGAGACGGGGUCUUUCAGCACGCCAGUCCUGGAUUCCAUCACCGGAUUCCAGAACAGAGAAAUCGACGAGUUGUAUUCGAGUUUCGUGAACGUGGCCACCAUCAAAGUUCCCGACUUGUCUGUAUUGGCAAGGUGGGUGGAAAAAGUCAGAUCCACCAAUACUGAAGAAGCACGAGCUAACACCAAGUUCAAGCUCUCAAAGAUCUUCCUUCUUUCUCUUAGCAACUUGAAAAUCUCAGACUCCUUUUUGGAGUCUUUCUUGCAUCUCGUGAACCAUGACAUUGACUUCGAGUUCAUUUCCAACGACUUCAACAAUAAUAAGUCCAUGAUUCACGAAUGCUGUUCCAUUCCUCCAGCUUCCACCUUGGAAAGUAAUCUGCAUGUGAUCAUCAAUAACGGAGUGAAGGUGGUCAAUUCCACAGACAGCAUAAAUCACUCUCGGCUUUUCAUCGUGAAACAUAUCGUGGAGGCACUUUCUCCCGAGGCGCUCUCUAAAUUGCUCGUUUGCAAAGAUUUCAACGGCAGAACAUGUUUGCACUACGCCUCGCAAAACAACAGAUUGGAUCUUUUGGAAAUAUUGCUUCCCUACUACCCAAAGUCGCAUAUUGAUGACUUGGAUAAUGAAUCGAUGUCUGCAUUGCUUUUAGCGAUAAAGUUUGACUAUUUCAAAAUAAUCACCAAGCUUAUCCAAAAUGGAAGCAAUUGUUUCCCCGAAUUCAGCGAAUCAGCUCCUCAAUACUUGCCAAUUAACUAUGCGUGCAAAUUUGGAAGCUAUGAAACUUUGGAGUUUCUCCUCAGCUCAAGUUCUGCCACACCAGAUAAAGUCAACAAACAAGACGUAGAGGGCCUUUUACCCCUCCAUGUGAUUGCACGGGCCGGAAACUUUAAGCUUAUCAAAUUAUUGUACCAUUACGGUGCUAGUGUUAAUCAGUUAGAUGGACUCAACAAGUGGCCACCGAUCUUUUAUGCGGCACUGGAGGGACAUGUUAAAACUACGAAAGAAUUGAUCAAGUUUGGUGCCAAGCUUGACAUCGUCGAUGAAGACGGCUACAAUGUAUUAUAUUAUUGUGUUGUCGAAGGUCAUAUCAAGGUGUUGAACCAGCUAUUGUCCUACCGGAACUUCAACUCCAGUUCGCCUAAUGGUGACACUACGAUGAGCUCCGUUUCUCCACUGGAACAAGGUUCCCUUCUGUCUGUAACCCAAGGAGCAGGAAUGUCCAUUUUUGACGAAGGUGAAGAUUCUGAAGACAAUGGGCCAAUCGACAAGAACGUGGAUGCAAUUCCACAUUUAGAGCUUCCUCCGCCUAUCUUGCCAUUGCGUCGUUAUGGCCACAACUUCUUGGAGCAAAAAGUCCUCAUUGAAUUGAUUUUCCCCAAUGAUUCAAACUGCAUCAACUUGUUCAACUCCGCAACGGAUUUGAAGCCGGGACGGAUUACGAUCACAUCCAAUAUCUCAGACAUUGUCCCUAGAAACAUUCUUCUUCCAGCAACAGAAGAAAGCAAAGGGACAGCAAAUUGCAUUUUCCAAACGGAUGCAGAAUCUUUGAAUGAAUUCCGUAUUGACUUCGAGAUUUUCCCUAAAUUUGGUACUCGGUUGAUCUCGAAGACUACAGCCUUAAACUUUUCCCAAAUUGACACAUCUUCGCCUGAGAUUAACUCCAUAGUUUUACCUCUUUUCGACUUGAGACUCAAGAACAUCGGCGAACUCAAGUUCAAUUAUCAGGUCAUCUUCCCCUUUUCAGGAACGUUGUUGGAAACUACAAAAUACGAUACCUACUGGAAAUCUUCCACAUCAUUUGUCAAAAAUCGAGCAGUCACUAAAUUCAAUGCUGCCGGAGGUUUAUCACCAAAUAACUUCCUAUCACCAACAAACAUCAACACUAACUUCUCUAACCUCCACAAAAAUGGAAACGGAUCUCAAGGGCAAGUUCACGAAGCCAAGACUCCUGUCGUUAGUUCGACUUCCUCCUUUGUUACAGCAACAUCAUUGUCUGGCGAUUAUUUGAAAAUUAAAAUCUGUAUGCUUAAUGACGGAACUCCUGUGGUAUGCCCACAUUGGGCUAUUUCAGUGGCGGAGAAUAUCGAACUAUUUUUGCCCAAUUUGUCGUUGGAUCAGCUCACUCUGAUCACUACCAAUUUGUUUGAUUAUGAGAAAGUCUUGGCCGAUUUGAAGGAAAUGACAACAAGUGAUCUUGGCCUCGUUAAGAAGCUUUUGAAAAUCAUCUUUCUUCCAUUGGAAACCGUGCUUCAAUAUUUGAACAGCAGCAUUAACCUUGCAAUUGAAUUUGUCUUCCCUUCUCUUUAUGAAUUGGACAAUAUUCCAUUCGCGGGCAAUAUUCAACUGAGCCUCAAUACUUUUAUCGACUUGACGUUGAACCUGCUCUUCAACCACAUAAGGUCGCUGAAAUUAUCACAGACACACGGUGGUCGCUCUUUCAUCUUCCUCUCGUCUAACUCCAUAAUUUGCAAGAUUUUGAACUGGAAACAGCCCAACUUUCCCGUGUUUUUGGUUAUGAAUGGUAUUGUUUUCAAUAAUGCCAAGGGCGUUUUUGAGGCCAGAACGGCGAACGGACUCUUAAUGGACGAUUUGGAGAACGAAAGUUCUGCCCAAACUCAGCACUUGAAUACAUCAACACACAGCAGAAUAAAGCACCAGCUACUUGCAAAUGACCAAGAACUCACUAUUAGAUCUAUAAAGGAGGCGGUGAAUUUUACCAUUGACAACAACUUGAUUGGAAUCAUUACGUCGAUCAAUUUGCUUAACUUGGUGCCGAAGCUCAUUCCUUUAAUCAGAUCAAGGGGUUUGAUUUUAGUGGCUUCCAAUGAUUUCCUCGACCCAGAAGGCGAUGAUGACUUUUCUAACAAAGAGUUGGACACAUACAACAAAACGGAGAUAAACGGAUUAAGGUUUGAUGACAUGCUUAGCUUCAAAGAUAAUGCCAAUAAGACGCAUUGA